Messenger RNA from Helianthus annuus (common sunflower), 1278 nucleotides. Its product is annotated as F-box protein At1g60400. The record is from RefSeq and is a predicted model, not a curated record. The transcript has 3 exons. Gene Ontology annotation, molecular function: protein binding. Lineage: Eukaryota; Viridiplantae; Streptophyta; Magnoliopsida; Asterales; Asteraceae. Bases 1 to 1278 code for a protein of 425 amino acids.
AUGGGUGAUAGAAAGAAGGUGAAUGUAGAAAGAGAUCGACUAAGCAGCUUGGGGGACGAUCUUAUUCAUAAAAUCCUGUCUUUGGUUAGCACGAAACAUGCUGUUGAAACCAGUGUUUUGUCAUCCAGAUGGAGGUAUAUCUGGACUUCAAUUUCUUACCUCAGUUUAUCAAGUAAUGAUUUUUGUACGUUGCUCAAGUUCUCCGAAUUUGUUACACAUGUUCUCUCGGGCAGAAAUAACCAAAUUGAAGUGUUUUCCGUCGAGCUCACAUUUCAUAGAAAGGUUAGCCGGGCGCUUUUCAAAAGAAUUUUGGACUAUGCAUUCUCCCACAAUGUCCAACAACUAAAUGUUACUUACUUGCCUGGGAAGAAGACCAAGUUUCCUGUUUCUCUCUUUAGUUCUCAGUCUCUCAAACAUCUCGCUUUGAUUGGGUGUAUUUACGGACAUUUCAUUACGACCCCACCUACUUGGGAGCUGCCAGCUUUAGUAACAUUGAGCCUCUAUCGUGUCACAUUGUAUGAUGACUAUACUAACAAGUGUGCUAGUCUUUUCUCCAACUGUGCAAACUUGAAGAAUCUCACCAUAAAGAGGUGUAGAAUGAUGGCUCCAAAUGGUUUCAAUGUAUCUCAUCCUGGAUUGACUAGUCUAACAUUUGAAGAUGGUUGUAAGCGUGUCAAUGUGGAUACACCUCAGCUCAAGAAUCUCACUAUAAAAGAUUGGCGAGGGAUGCAUCUUAUUUGCGCACCCAUCCUUUCCUCCUUGCAUUAUAAAGAUCCUUAUUUUAUUCAUCGUAAUGACAUUGAAACUUUCUUCGAUGAUGUUCUUGUUGAUAAUGGUCUUUUGCAGCUUUCUACUCACCUUCUUCACUUGGAGAAGGUGGAAAUAUGUAUUCAUCAUCUAUAUGGUGACAAAGCAUAUACUCAUAAAAUUGUGUGUCUGCUUCAAAAGCUCCACAGUGUUAAAUCUCUAACACUUAAUUGGGAAAUUAUCAAGCUUCUUACUUCAUCCAUGGUACCUUCUCCGUUUGCUAAUUUAGAGAGUGUAACGAUUUUUCCAGCUUUUCUUGAAGGACCAGAAGUCACCAUAUCUUCUGAAGUCAAAAACUACUUGCUAGAUGAUUCUCCUAAUGCCACCUUCACAAUGAUUUUACAUCAGCGUAAGAUUAGAAAAGAACUGACAAGGGUGCCAAGAUCUCAGCUGGCUAAGUUGCAAGCAAGGUUUUCUAGUUUGUGUGCAGAGGCUGACAAUAUCAUGGAUGAUAUGAUGGUGUUGGACUAA